This is a messenger RNA of Bolinopsis microptera, 1311 nucleotides long. RefSeq lists its product as uncharacterized. The record is from RefSeq and is a predicted model, not a curated record. Bases 1 to 1311 code for a protein of 436 amino acids. Gene Ontology annotation, molecular function: catalytic activity. The transcript has 2 exons. Lineage: Eukaryota; Metazoa; Ctenophora; Tentaculata; Lobata; Bolinopsidae.
AUGGGGCAUACUCUUGAAUUCAUUGCGUCACUUAAGACCAAAGCGAUACUUCUAGUUGGGGACUUCAACGCAAGAACAGGUAACCUUAACGCAGAUGAAGCGGUUCAACCCUGCAAUGAGGAAUUCACAACAGGUCAAAUCGAGUCCUACCCUUCUUACCACAAACAACGAGCAAGCAGGGACCCCGUCAUCAAUGACCGGGGUAAAAAAUUUCUAGACUUAAUUCAGAGCUGUAAUAUGUCUAUCCUAAAUGGAUCCACUCUAGGUGACAUAUUUGGCGAAUCGACGUCACACCAAUACAAUGGAACUAGUAUUGUGGACUAUAUGGCAUUAUCAAACGACACACGACAUGUCAUCAAACAUUUCAAAGUCCUUGAGCUCUCCGACCUAUCAGACCAUCGGCCGCUGCUGUGCUCUUUGAAAUCAACUCAGAAAAUAAUAGACUCAGAAUCAGCUCUCAACCUUUACGAUGAUGUACAAGAAAAGGUGCAGUGGAAUGGUGAGCAAUCAGCAGAAGAAUACAAAGCAAGGCUCCUUAAGCUAAGUACGCUUAAAACUAUCUCUGACCUUGUUGACGAAGUAUGUCACUCUGAAGAAGACGUCCACAGACUUAACCUUAGAUUAACCAGACUCCUUGUGGACAUCAACAAAGAUGUAGAGGGUCCCCGAAAAAAUCAUAUCACCAAGAAACGCAAGCCAAGAAUUCAGGCCAAAAAUCGCUGGUUCGAUGCAAAAUGCAUUAUACUAAAACGAGAAGUCAACAAGCUUGCCAGAAAAUAUGGAAAACAGCCUAGAAACGAUGUUAUACGCAUUGAGUACUACGCUAAGAAAAAGGAAUACAAGCGUCUCAUCAAGCAUAAAAAAUACCUGUUCUACAAAGAAAUAAAUGAAGACAUCUUGCAAGACGGGCAUAUCUCAUGGAAGGACUUCAAUAAACUUAAAGAUGCCAAUAAAGAAAAGUCCGUACUUGACCUCUUCGAUAUAGAGAACUUUUAUAAAUUCUUUAAAGAUCUGUACAAGACCAAAACAGUACCUAAAGAAUUGGUGAAACUGAAUGAUGAAAGUGAAAUCAUCAUCGACACUGAAAUCCUUAACAGAGAUAUCGACCAGGAAGAAAUGAAGAAAGGCAUCAAAUGCUUACAAAAUGGAAAGGCAGCGGGUAUCGACUUAAUUCUUAAUGAGUUCCUCAAAACAUCGACGGACGAAGUUGUGAAACUCAUUCAAAAACUCUUUAAUGAAUGUCUUAAGUUUGGUGUAUACCCUUGGAACACCACUAUCGUUACCCCUCUCCACAAAAAAGCUGUUUUGUAG